Dibothriocephalus latus is the source of this 474-nucleotide messenger RNA. NCBI's taxonomy places the organism in Eukaryota, Metazoa, Platyhelminthes, Cestoda, Diphyllobothriidea, Diphyllobothriidae. The record is from the annotation of a GenBank genome assembly.
AUGAAAAGACGACUGUUGGGCCCAAAACGGUCUGCUGCAGGCUUUCCACUGUCAUCCUAUCAGUCCAACAAGCACUCACCCUCCGGACUAGUCGAUUCAGUCAGUCAGCGUCGUCGAGCUAGAGGCCGUGGUCGCGGCCGCGGCCGGGGCAAGACCCCGACCAACCUGCGACAAAGAAAGGCACGAGGUAAUCGUCACGGCGGUCGAGGUCGAUCUGUUAAUCGGGAGCUUCCCUCGACCAGACCUCAUCAGGUGUCCCCACUCUUUAGCCACACGCGGUUCCCACCUGAGUCUCACGCCCAACCUCUUAGUGCGGCCUCUCCAACUCAUGCCGCGCCUGCGAUCUCGCCGUCUGGCCCCCUUUCACCACCGUUGCUGGUCAGAUCUCGCGCGACUGGUAGUCUAUCCGAGAACUCUGAUAAGCUACCCGAUGCAGUUAGUAUCGUUCAGAACGAGGUGAAACCUGAUGUUAAA